Messenger RNA from Dermatophagoides pteronyssinus (European house dust mite), 908 nucleotides. RefSeq names its product diphthine--ammonia ligase. NCBI's taxonomy places the organism in Eukaryota, Metazoa, Arthropoda, Arachnida, Sarcoptiformes, Pyroglyphidae. Gene Ontology annotation, molecular function: diphthine-ammonia ligase activity. The record is from RefSeq and is a predicted model, not a curated record. Gene Ontology annotation, biological process: protein histidyl modification to diphthamide.
GCUGUCAUUUUUUUGUGGUGGUGUCAUGUUCAUAGAUAACGGAAUGUUUUGGUUUGUAUUUUGCACGUGUUUGGUUUUAAAAUUUAAAAAUUGUUUUUUGCGAUUUUUUGGUUGUUGAUUGAAUUGAAAAAAAUGAAAUUUGUUGCAUUAUUAAGUGGCGGUAAAGAUUCUUGUUAUGCAAUGCAUUUGAUUGCACGAGAAAAUUCCGAUAAUAAAUUAGUUGCUUUAGCUAAUCUAAAACCAUCCGAAUCGGGUAAAGAAUUAGAUUCAUAUAUGUAUCAAACUGUUGGACAAGAUGUACUGGAAUUACAAGCAAAAGCACUAAAUGUUCCAUUAUAUCAGCGAAUUAUUCGAGGCAAACCGGUUAAUCAGCAAAUGGAAUAUAAUUCACCAGUUGAUGGUGAUGAAGUUGAAGAUCUUUAUGAAUUAUUAUCCGAUAUUCGUCGUGAUUUUGAAUUCGAUGCCAUUACAUGUGGUGCAAUUCAUUCCAAUUAUCAACGAUUAAGAGCUGAAAAUGUUUGUUCAAGAUUAUCAAUUAAACUUUUAUCACCACUUUGGGGAAGAAAUCAAAUAGAAUUACUCAAAGAAAUGAUUGAUUCAGGUAUUGAAGCUUUAUUGAUAAAAACUGCUGCACUCGGUCUUGAUCCACGACAAUAUUUGGGUCGAAAAAUUGAUGAAAAUUUAUUGAAAAAAUUGAUCGAAUUGAAUGAAAAAUAUCAACUUAAUGUUUGUGGUGAAGGUGGUGAAUAUGAAUCAAUGACAAUCGGUUGUCCUAUGUUUCAAAAUAAAAAGAUUAUUAUCGAUGAAUAUGAAAUUGUUGAUGAUGGUAAUGAUAAUCAAAUUGUACAGGUAUCAUAUUUAAAACCAAUUCGAAUGCAUUUAGAAUAAAAAAAUUCUCUCAUUUUUAA